Molecule: messenger RNA, 767 nt
Organism: Eruca vesicaria subsp. sativa (arugula)
Lineage: Eukaryota; Viridiplantae; Streptophyta; Magnoliopsida; Brassicales; Brassicaceae
Source: the annotation of a GenBank genome assembly
ACACAAAUACAACAAAACAAAAAACUCACAAGGAUUCUAAACACAGCUGAAGGAAACAUGAAAAUGGCAAUGGGUUUAGUGUUGCUUACAGUUUUGUUGGCUGUGAUGUCUUCUACAAGAGUCUCUGCUCAGUCGAGUUGCACAACUGCGUUGAUCAGCAUGUCUCCCUGUCUCAACUACAUAACCGGAAACACUACCUCUCCUUCUCAGCAAUGCUGCAGUCAGUUGGGUAACGUAGUCCGUUCUUCUCCUGAUUGUUUAUGUCAAGUCCUCAACGGUGGUGGCUCUCAGCUCGGGAUCAACGUUAACCAAACCCAGGCUCUUGCUUUGCCUAGGGCUUGUAAUGUUCAGACUCCUCCUGUCAGUCGCUGUAACAACGGCGGUGGUUCUACUGCUGACUCUCCUGCAGAUUCACCAAACUCUUCAGGACCAGGAAAUGGAUCAAAGACCGUACCAGUAGGAGAAGGAGAAGGAGAAGGACCAUCAUCAGACGGAAGCUCUAUCAAGUUCUCAUAUUCUCUUCUUGCCUUCCUUUCCGCAGCUUCCUACAUGGCAAUCUUCUUGAAAUACUGAGUUUCCACAUCCACGUUUCUCCUGAAACCGAUUAAGCUUUUAUACCACCUCAGAUUGCAUUCUUUAUUUUUCCCUAUUUCUUCACAUUUCCUUGUGAUUACGUGUGAUGUAUUUAUUCUGUGCUCCGUGAGUCCCUACUCUCCUAUGGUGAUAUUGGAUCUCUUUACCAUUUUAUAAUAAAUACUACUUUUUCA